Messenger RNA from Cavia porcellus (domestic guinea pig), 3379 nucleotides. It is a transcript of the gene Szrd1, whose product is annotated as SUZ RNA binding domain containing 1. The record is from RefSeq and is a predicted model, not a curated record. The transcript is spliced from 4 exons. The coding region runs from base 57 to 515 and encodes 152 amino acids. NCBI's taxonomy places the organism in Eukaryota, Metazoa, Chordata, Mammalia, Rodentia, Caviidae.
GCUUCAGGGCGCAGGCGCGGGGAGGGGUUGGGGGAGGAGGCAAAGCGGCGAGUAAGAUGGAAGAUGAGGAGGUCGCUGAGAGCUGGGAGGAGGCGGCAGACAGCGGGGAAAUAGACAGACGGUUGGAAAAAAAACUGAAGAUCACACAAAAGGAGAGCAGGAAAUCCAAAUCUCCUCCCAAAGUGCCCAUUGUGAUUCAAGACGAUAGCCUUCCCACCGGGCCCCCUCCACAGAUCCGCAUCCUCAAGAGGCCCACCAGCAACGGUGUGGUCAGCAGCCCCAACUCCACCAGCAGGCCAGCCCUUCCUGUCAAGUCCCUAGCGCAGCGGGAGGCCGAGUACGCUGAAGCCCGGAAGCGGAUUCUGGGCAGCGCCAGCCCUGAGGAGGAGCAGGAGAAACCUAUCCUCGACAGGCCAACCAGGAUCUCCCAACCAGAAGACAGCAGGCAGCCCAAUAAUGUGAUCAGACAGCCUUUGGGUCCUGAUGGGUCACAAGGCUUCAAACAGCGCAGAUAAAUGCAGGCCAGAAAGGAUGCCGCCGCCGUCACCACCUCCUGGGUCGUCAGCCAUGGGUCGCACUGCUGUGGCAGACAGCUGGACUUGAGCAGAGGGAACGACCUGACUUACUUGCACUGUGAUCCCCCUUGCUCCGCCCACUGUGACCUUGAACCCCAUGCACUGUGACCUCCCUCCUUCCCCCCUUCCCACUGUGAUUGGCACGUCCUCAGCAAGGGUUGUCCCAAGUCAAUGGAAAGGGAAAGUCUGGGGGUUAGGGGAGGAUUGGGGGGACCCACCAAGGACUCAGAGUAGAGAGUCAGACAGUGCCACUUGGCCACUUGGGGUAAAGCCAGUGCCAGCAAUAAGAUUAUCAUGCUCAUUAAUUUGGGAUUUCAAAAGACAAAUGAGAACUUCACCCGCCCAACCCCAAGUGCAUGUCUUCAUCACUUAAAAAGUAAGUUCCAUUUGAAAAUAUCCUUUCCCUUUUUUUUUUCCUUCUUUCUAUUUUUGUUUGUUUAUACAAAUAUCUGACUUAAGAAAAAGUGCAUGGGAGGGGUUUUAGCAGUUCAAUGAAUUUUUAAUUGAGAAAGGGUAGUUUGGUAGUCUACUUAAAAAUGUUUCUGGUUUAUUCACUAGAAACAUUAACUGAUAGGAUUUUGGUGAGCUUAGCUUCUAUAUUCCUACUGCCGCCCAGAAAAGGGGCAGGGCUCUGCAGCCCCAGGACAGGUGAGCACCCCAUGCCUAUACCUCCCUCCCCCAGCUAGGCCCCAGGCACCUUGCCCUGCCUGGAGUCAGGGCUAGCUCUUUAGGCUCAGAGAGCCUGGGGAGGGUGCCAACCCCACCUCUAGUAUUUUGGGAGAUAGGGAAAGUGACAAACUUCCCUUUCCCCUGCCCCUCAGGGUAGCUUCCUACCAGCCAGGCAAGAGCAGAGAGCAUCAGGAAGUGAGACUGCACUCCUGGGCUUAGAAGCAAAGGAUACGAGGCUUGGUCAGUAUUUGCUGUCAGCACAGGAAGACCAGGAGCAUGUGGCUCCUGAGCUUGAAGCCUGCGCCUGGUAUGGUCACAUAGACUUUCCCACUCCAGCAAGGCUGGAACUCCUCCUCCACUGAUGGCUGCACCUCGGUGACUAUACCAGCUACGUUUCCUCUGAAAUCAGUACCUUGGGAGCAGAACAGUCUGAGUAAAGUAGGGAAGGAUAAAGUUUUGCAUUGCAAAGACGGAUGGCCAACAGUUUCCCAGAGGCCAGGGCUGCCCUUUACUCCUUUUUCCAGAGCAAGGACCUGAUGUGAAGACGGUUUGUCCUCUGGCCCUGGAGCCUGGAGAUUUGCUUUGACUCCUUGAGAAGAGGCUGGCAGGGCAGCCGUGUGGACAGCCUGCCUCUCCCCAGCUCACUUUUCUCUUGGGACACACUGCACCUUACCCUCAAUGAGCUAGGCAGCCUCUCCGCUCCUGAUCAGUGGAUGGUUUUUGGAGUGGUUAGUGUGGUUUUGGAGUAGGGCAGCUUGUGGUGGUCCAGUAGCAAGCCAGAUUUUGCAGAUCUACUCUGCAAUGGGUUCCUCUGGCCAGGCCCAGCCGUGUUCCAGGCCUUCUCCCUAGGAGGAAGGACCAGCUGCCAGUCGAACCUACAACUGUUCCAUGGCCCAGCCUGAGGACUGUGUGAAGCCAGGAAUUGUCUGUGAAUGGAGCCAGAGCAGAGGGUCAUAGAUGCAGUUACUGCAAGGAGUGGGCAGGAAGAAAGGUGGCUGCUAUCUUGGAGUCCACUGCCAUGACCAGGUGUGUGUACUCUAAAUGUGUCAUGCCCAUCCCUCAAGAUAGAGUGGCUUCUGGCCAAGGCAAGACUCUCCUUUCAGUUGGAGAGGGGUGCAGAGGCAGUGCAGGUGGGAGGCCAGGCAAGCAAUGGCUCUGCCUUGGUGCCACCGGUUCCUGCAACACCCCCUCUGGUGGGAGUGAGCACAGCUGGUGUCUGGACUGAGCAUGUGGCCAGGACUGUUGCUCUCACCUCUCCGGCCAAAGAAAGGGCUCUGCCCACACUGUGCCUGUGUCCACCCACCAGCAGUCAUGCCUUUGGCUUCCCAGAUGAGAGGUGGCAGGCAAAAUGAAAGAAAGCAGAAACUAUUAUUUGGGGGGAGGUGGGCAGGAAGAUGGGAAACGGUUUGGAUUUUGUGUGGGGGUUUUUUUGUAGUUGUCUGUAACUUUCCUUAAGUGCUUUUUCUUUUCUUUUUCUUUUUUUUUAAAGUAAGUUGCAGGCUUUGGCUUGGAAAUCCCCAGGGGAAUGAGGGGCAGGACCCUGAGGCUGCUGCCCCUUUUGUCUCCCUUCAUGGUACUGUCCCUUUCCCAGCUCCUCCCAGACCCCAUGAGCCAGGCCUCAGUCUUUCCGGCUAACCGCUUCCCAUGAGCCACUACUCUGAUGUCAGCCUAUAACCAAAGGAGCUAGGGGUCCGGGCCUGGUGACCAACCCUUCUCAGCAAUCAGGGUGCUCCCCACCUGCAGGCAGGAGGCAACACCCUAUCUGCUAUCAUCAGCCCCUUCCAGAGCCCACUUGCCCCGCCUAGCCCUGCCCUGCCCAGCCAUACCCUGCUCUGCCCCAUUUGGGGGUGCCCUGCUCAGGGAUGGGCCGGUAGGGCUGCACCCAGCCUCCCUGGCAAGCAGAGACUCAAGAGACCUCUGGGGUUCUGUUUUCUGGUCGUGUGAUCCCAAGGGUGCACAUGGGCCCCUUGGGUGUCUGAACAGAAGGGAAUGGGAGGGGGCCACACCCCUGCAUCGUGCUUUGCUGGUGCAGUGGGCAGCUGCCUACCCCCACCUCACCCCUACACGCGGGCUCCUGAGUCGGCAGAUUAAGCAUUUUAUAAAUUGUAUUUUAAAUACAUGUUUUAAACUUGUCA